This is a messenger RNA of Pyrgilauda ruficollis (rufous-necked snowfinch), 5285 nucleotides long. RefSeq names its product PHD finger protein 11 (gene PHF11). The record is from RefSeq and is a predicted model, not a curated record. NCBI's taxonomy places the organism in Eukaryota, Metazoa, Chordata, Aves, Passeriformes, Passeridae. Gene Ontology annotation, cellular component: nucleus. The coding region runs from base 3574 to 4494 and encodes 306 amino acids. Gene Ontology annotation, molecular function: histone deacetylase binding; histone binding. The transcript is spliced from 12 exons.
ACCACCGCGGGCACGCGCGGCGGGGGGAGCGCGGAGCCUCCUCAGCGCCGGUCCCGCACCCCCGCUCUCCCCGCAGUGCCUGUGAGUGGAGCCGGCCGGGGCUCGGCUGAGCGGCGGCGCCGUGAGGCGGCACCGGGACCUCCGUGAGGGCCGCCCCGGAGGCCCGAGGGGUGUUAGGAAGGAAUUCUUGGCUGGUGAGAGUGGUGAGGCACCGGCACGGGUUCCCCAGAAAAGCUGUGGGUAUCUGGUGUCUGGCGGUGUUCAGGGCCGGGCUGGAUGGAGCUCUGAGCAGCCCAGUGCAGCGAAAGGUGCCCUGCCCACGGCGGGGGUUGGAGCGAGAUGCCCGCAAGUGAGAGGUGGUCAGAAAGACAGCUUUGUUCGUUCCUUCUUCUUCCUUGAGAAAUCUGGAUGUGUUUGUUCUGUACUGACGUGGGGAGAAGGGGGAGAUCCAAUCCUGCACUGCGCUGGAAGGAAGAGCCGAGCAGGAGCUGGGACAGUGGGUUUCAAUAGCGUGCUGGAAUUCAGAGCAUUGGGUUCUUUUCCUUACUCCCCUAUGGAUGUACCAAGAGACUCUGUGCCUUAGCUUCCUCCUGUGUAAAAGAUGGAUAUUUACAUACAAGAAUGCUUUCAGAACUGGGUCUGGAGAACAAAUACUUCAGCAGGAUUGCUGAAUUUGAAAGUGGUACAAGCCCUGCGCUCUUGCCAGCACUGUUCUCCCUUUUUACUUUCCGUUUCCUUUCCCGUCUUCUUCCCUUUAGUCACUGUUGUGAAAAAAUAAAGAACCGAAACCAGCAGCCCUCCUUCUAGGAAAUGGCACAGGUACAAGAGGAGUGGCCAGGCGUGACUGUUCUCUCAGCUGCUGCUCUGCCUUCUGUUUUGCUGUGUCAUCUGUCCUGUCAUGAGCGGGGAGCAGCAGAAGCCCCCCAGAUCUUACAGCUGAAUUGGGCCUCCUGGGUUCCCUGUGGUGGUGACAGUGGAAGCGAAGGGUUGCAGAAGGAUUUGGGACAGCAAGGAAUUGACUGUAAAACAGCAGGUGAAAAUCCUGCAUUGAUAAGUGGAAGAUGAUGGAUGUGGCAGAGAAACAACCAUGGCACUGAUGCCCUCCCUACUUAAUCUGUUGCCACUUAAGGAGGAGAUCUGGGGAACUCUAAUACUGGUCUGGGGUUGACAGGGUGGUGGUGUUGGGUUGCUGUUUGGACUUGAUGAUCUCAGAGGUCUUUCCCAACCUAACUGAUUCUGUGGCAGUAUGUGACUCUCACUGAAAGGUGUCCCUUCUGGGGUGACCAGGAGGACAAACCCAUGGAUCUGUCCCUAUGAUUUCUGUGUUGAAUUCUCCCCCUCUGGUUAGCUACAAAUCAGGGUACUGUUGUACCUUCCAUUGUUUGUGGUCGCGUUGCAUGGAAUACCCCAGAAGUGUGAUUGGUGCAAAACAUUUCCUGGUAAGCAAGGGAAGGAACAAGGCCACACAGCUCUCACGCUGCCUCACGUUCCUCUCCAGACCUGUGGCAGCACAAACCACCAGCCCUCCACCCAGUUUUGUCUGCUCUGAUCACCGUGGGCCCCCUUGCUUGUUGAGCUUCGUGUUUUUUCACUGCUUUAUGCUUCCAGCAGUAGUUCUCUGGAAGUGUCAGCUCUGUGCUCAGAAGCAGGCUAAAAUGUGAUUGAAAUAGUGAGAAUUAUUGAGGAAAUAAGGAAAAUACAGAGUGAUGUUGUGGCUUUGUAGUGUAAAUGGUAGCCCAUCCUUUUGGAGGUGGUAUGCUUCUCUUUGAGUGUAGCCAGAAGAGUAACGAGAAGGGAUGGAGAAAUGACAGAGGUGAAAAAAACUGCAGGCCAGCUUCUGUACAAAGAAGAGCUAAAUAGUUUCAGAUUCCUUUACUUUAAAAAGAAACAGCAGGAGAAAUAGUAACAGAGCAAUGCUGUCAUGAGUACUGCUGAAAGAGUGGAGCAAGGAUUUCUUGCCUUUUCAGAGAGAUCCAAGUGUUUCAGCUGGAAUCCCUGAGUGGCUUGAGCACUGCAAAAGCAAGGCAUUGUUCAGAUGAAAUGUAACUAAACUGUAAAACUGGAAACCUGCCCUUAGCCUCUCCCUUCUUGUGUAGGAGCAGCCAACCAGCUCCAUUGCCCCGUUCAGUUCCAUAUCCUCUUCCUGGUAGUGCUCUGUAGCAGAAGGCUCAGGAAGAGCACAGGCUCCUGUGGGGGUAUGUCGGGUUUGCAUGGCCAGGUUUGGGUAGCAGGGGGGCUACAGGGGUGGCUUCAGUGAGAAGCUGCUUGAAACUUCCCCCGUGUGCAGCAGAGCCAAUGCCAGCUAGCUCCAGGACUGACCCUCUGUUUCCAAGGCUGAGCCCAGCAGGAAUGAUAGUAACACCUCUGUGGUAACUUUUAAGAAGGAAAGAAAAAAAGUUAUUGGGCAGAGAGGAGUGGAGUGGGAAUAUGUGAGAGGAGCAACUCUGCAGACACCGAGGUCAGUGGAGAAGGAGGAGCAGGAGGUGCUCCAGGUGCCAGAGCUGGGAUUCCCCUGCAGCCCAGGGUGCAGACCAUGGUGAGGCAGGAUGUGCCCCUGCAGCCCAGGGAGGUCCAUGGGGAUUCAGAGAUCCACCCACAGCCUGUGGAGGAGGUGGGUGCCUGAGAGAGGCUGUGACCCCGUGGGAGGCCCGUGCUGGAGCAGGGUCCUGGCAGGGACUUGCAGACCCAUGGAGAGGGAGCCCACACUGGAGCAGGUUUCCUGGUAGGACUUGUGACCCUUGGGGGAACCAACGUUGGAGCAGGCUGUGCCUGAAGGAGUUCACCCCAUGGGAGAGUGACCUGUGUUGGAGGAGUUCAUGGAGAACUGUUGUUCAUGGAAAGGACUCACGGAGAUGUUUGUGGAGGACUGUCUUCAUUGGGAGAGACCCCACACUGGAGCAGGGGAAGGACUCUCCCUGUGUGUGGCAGGAACAGGGUGAUGGACUGACCAUAACCCCCAUUCUCCAUCUCCCAGUGCCUCUUGGGGGAAGGAGGUAGAGUUUGGAAAGAAGGGAGGGAUGAAGGCAAGGUGGUUUUAAAAUCUAUUUUACUUCUCAUUAUCCAUAAUUCAGUUAAUUAUACCCGAGCAGAGUCUGCUUUGCCUGUGAUGGUAUUCGGUGAGGGAUCUCUCCCUGUCCUUAACCCAUGAACCCUUUGUUAUAUUUUCUCUCCCCAUCCAGUUGUGGAGGGGAAUGAUAGAGUGGCCUGGGGGAGUUCCUGGCAUCCAGACACGGCCAACCCACCAGAGGGGGACAGGAUACAGGGCUAAACAGGGCUGUAGGUGCAGGCUGGCUGCUUCUGCACAGAGGAAUGGCCAAGAGCUGGACUUCCACUGCUUCAGGAAUCCUAGAAAGGUGCUGGAGUAACCCCAAGGCUGACCAUGAUCAAGUGUCUUCUGUCCUCCAUCAGCAUCAGGAUUUCUCUGGAGCCUGAGUUUGUGCUGUCAGAGGUGACGUCUCCAGCAGAGGAUAGUUUGGAGUAUCACGCCUUGUAGGAGUGGGAAGUUGUUGAAGAUUUCUGUGGUGGACUUGCACAAAAAACACAAAUUUUCCUGCCCUAGGUGCUUUCUGAAUAAUGGCGAAGAUGGUGAGAACAACAUGUGCAUUUUGUUCAGAAGGGGAGGCUGGCUCUGUGAUGUACAUCGCCACAGAGAGAAAUAUUGCAGCUCAUCAGGAUUGUCUGUUAUUUUCCUCAGGAUUUGUGGAAUCUGAAGAUCAUAACCCAGAAAAUCUGGAAAUAAGGUUUGAUGUGUCAUCAGUGUUAAAGGAGCUCAGGAGAGGAAAGCGGCUGGUGUGCAACUUCUGCCGCAAGAAGGGGGCCACGGUGGGCUGCGAGGAGCGCGCGUGCCGCAGGAGCUACCACUUCUUCUGCGCGCUCUGCGACGACGCGGCCGUGGAGACCGACGAGGUCAAUGGCAUCUACAGGCCUCACAUUCCUUCCAUCUUGUUUGGGGUAAUGAGCUCUUCUUAUCAGGAUCCCUGCAUUCCUUUGUCCAGUCUUCAGGCCUUUGCAAGCACAGCAAGUUACAAGCUAACUGCAACUAAAAAGAAAAGAAGACGUACACUGGCAUCUCCCACCAUCACCGAAGAAAUGAGUACAGAAGAGACAGCAGAAGAAAACAGUUUGCGAAUACUAAAAAGGAAAAACAACAGGCAUAAAGUUCGAAUAGACUUUGUUAGGAAGUGCAAACAAGCUGGGCUUCUGGAUGACAUAUUUGAAGAAAUGCUGGACACACUUCACCUGGCUCAGGAAAAACUGAUGGAUGACAACACUUCAGAAACAGAGUAUGAAGAGACAGUGAUGGCACUGUUUGACUGUGGACUGUUUGAAAAUAUACUGACAAAUAUUUAUUCAGGAACAGAAGAAAAAAUCCAGAAACUUCUGGAAAACAGAAAAAGACUGGAUCACAAGAUUGAGGUACUGCAGGACUUAAAAGAAUUCAUCCUUCCUACUCCAGAGAACAUGGCCAGUACAUCCAGUACGGUGUCUGAAUAACCCCUCUCUGUGAUGGUGCAAUUGUUAGGAUUUUCUAAUGAUAAAAACCAUAGACCAGUCUGGUCAGUGCCCAAUGCCCCAGCCCCAAGAUGAGGGCUGAAUGGGUGCAGGAAUGUGGUGUUACACUCAUUUUUAUACCUCACUGUUGCAAUAAAGUCCUUCAAGUUUUCAAAUUUUCAUCUUCAAAUUUUUCCUGGUUCCACUAUAAACUUCCAUUUAUAUUGCACAACAGAAUGUAAAUGUGUAUUAUUAACUAAAUAUAGCUUUUGCAAAAACUCAACAAACCCUCCAGGGAAGACUUUUUCCUCAAAGCCAAAGGAGUGUUCUGCUGCCACAGAACAGUUGCUGAAUUCCCUUGAACUGUGGGAGCCCUCUCCUGGCUGGGCAGUAGCUGCCUCGCUGUCUGUGUCCAGACAGUGAUGGUUGAAGGAUCAUAGUGCUGCUUUGGCUUUCCCAAAAAAGAUUAAUGAGCAGAACUUGCACUCAAAGAAGCCUUCUGGAUUACAAACAGGAGUUUCAUUUAAAAAGCCAAAUUAUUCUUUAUUGACUGGUGAAGGUGUACUGUUUCUGCUGCAAUGGCAGUGGUAAAGCAGUGUUUGCAGGCAGACCAGAAAGGGUUGGGCAUUAUAGUCAGAACAAGUAAUGUCAAAUGGAGAAAAACAGUGACUGGAUCUUCCUUUCUCCAUUAAGAAGGGGUUCAACUUUCACACGUUUUGUCUUUAAAAUAUUGUUUGAAUACAGAAAAGCAUUGUUUAGCCACAACAGGCUAAUAAAAUAAAACAUUUUUUAAA